Molecule: messenger RNA, 1683 nt
Organism: Daktulosphaira vitifoliae (grape phylloxera)
Lineage: Eukaryota; Metazoa; Arthropoda; Insecta; Hemiptera; Phylloxeridae
Product: putative inorganic phosphate cotransporter
Exons: 5
Coding region: 126-1589 (487 amino acids)
Biological process (GO): monoatomic anion transport; transmembrane transport
Cellular component (GO): plasma membrane
Molecular function (GO): transmembrane transporter activity
Source: RefSeq, a predicted model, not a curated record
ACCACAUAGUGGAAAAGUGGGGGCUUUCAAUACUAUAUGCUACCUCAAGUUUUAUCUCAACAGUAAAUUUUUGUCGAUACUUUUAUCUUAACGAAUCAAAUAAACUGAAGCCGAAAUCAUUUGAUAUGAACGCCAAAAACCCAAACCUACCAUUACUGGGAUUCCGGCAUUUAGUGAGUUUCAUGUUAUUUUUAUGCGUUCUAUCCAAUUUUGUUCUCCGUGUUAAUUUAUCUAUGGCCAUUGUGGCCAUGAGUCCAAAAAUGAAUUCAACUGACUACAUGCAAUCUAAAAUGGACGGAAUCCCCAUAUUUGAUUGGUCAGCUGAAACCCGAAGCACAAUAUUAAGUUCUUUUUUUUUUGGCUAUCUCGUGGCUAAUAUACCGGCAUCCAUCCUCGGUUGCCACUUCAAUAACAAAACGCUAUUGACCAUUUGCUCAGCGGUUACUUCCUUACUGGCCUUAAUUACACCAACCGCUUUACUGAGCUUUGGUGCGCCAGGUCUAAUUGCGGUGCGCUUCACUCAAGGUGUGUUUCAGUCGUUCUUGUUGCCAAUGUGCCACGGUAUCAUAGCUCGAUGGGCACUGCCUUCUGAACGCGGCCGAUUAGUGGGUUUUAUCAUGAGUGGUAUUCAAUGUGGUACUAUGAGCGCAUUAGUCUUUUCUGGAUUACUAGCUAGCAGUUCGUUUGGUUGGCCGAGUAUAUUUUACGUUACUGGUACUGUCAGCUUGUUAAGCACUGUCAUAUGGACACUGUUGGGCUCAGAAUCUCCUCAGAGCUCUCACAGACUUUUAGGAGAAUCUGAAGCCAACUGUAUCAAAGAUCAACUGAAAACAGAAGUGUCCCAACGAACAAAAGAAAAUAUAAUACCUUGGCGUUCAAUACUUACAUCUAGACCUGUUUGGACUUUAGUUGUUGCGCACGUAGGAAACAACUGGGGAUUUUGGCUAUUGUUGACACAAAUGCCCACAUAUCUCCACACUGUACUUGGUAUGGAUAUUAAGAAGGACGGAUUUCUAUCGGCUUUACCUUAUCUAUCCACGUUUCUGCUCCAGUUUCCAAUAUAUUACAUAGCAGACACUCUUAACAGAUACGAGUGCACUUCGUUGACAACAUCUAGAAAAAUAUGGAAUACUUUUUCCAUGUGGGGUGGUGCCACAGGUCUUCUAGCACUUGGUUAUGUUAAUAAUACCAAUAAUAUGGCCAUUUUCAUCUACAUUUUUAUUAUGGCUAUAAAUUGUGCAGGUUACGUUGGAUUUAAAGUCAACCAUUUAGACUUAUCUCCAAAUUUUGCCGGUCUUUUAAUGGGAUUAUCUAAUGGAACAGCAUCUUUAGGUGGCCUUUUAGCCCCUACUGUGGUAGGAUUUGUCGUAAAAGAUUUGUCUUCAGUUGUACAAUGGCGAAUAAUUUUUUUCAUUGGAGCUGCGGUUUUAUUUAUUAGUAAUAUAAUUUUUAUUUUAUUCGCAUCGGCUAAAAUACAAACGUGGAAUUCACCAAGAAGUGUUCAAUCCACCACUACUAGUGAAAAUGAAAAUUACUCUAAACGUACAGAAAAAAAAAUUGAUGUGGACAUAGAACUAACAAAGUGUUGACAAAAUAAUUAAUGGAUAGAACUAAGAAUUUUCAUUGUCUAAAUACAAAUUUUACUUUUUUUUUUUGUAAAUGAUUAUUAUUUUGAAAACAUUU